AUGCCGCUCCUCCUCCCCCUCCUCAUGCUGCUCGCCGCCGGCGCGGCGGGGGCAGAGUCGGCGACCCCCUCGCUGCACAUCGGCGUCAACUACGGCGCCAACGCCGACAACCUCCCCUCCCCGACCUCCGUCGCCACCUUCCUCGCCACCAAGACCACCAUCGACCGCGUCAAGCUCUUCGACGCCAACCCGGCCUUUAUCUCCGCCUUCGCCGGCACGCCCAUCUCCCUCGCCGUCUCCCUCCCCAACUCCGCCCUCCCCGCCCUCGCCGACAAGGCCACCGGCCUCGACGCCGCGCGGUCCUGGAUCCGCGCCAACCUCUCCCCCUACGUCCCCGCCACCAACGUCACCCUCCUCCUCGCCGGCAACGAGAUCCUCCUCUCCACCGACACCAACCUCAUCCUCUCCCUCCUCCCCGCCAUGCGCCGCCUCGCGCAGGCCCUCAAGGCCGAGGGCCUCACCGGCGUCCGCGUCACCACCCCGCAUUACCUCGGCAUCCUCGCCCCCUCCGACGGCAUCCCCUCCAACGCCAGCUUCCGGGCGGGCUACAACACCAAGCUAUUCCCGGCCAUGCUGCAGUUCCACCGCGACACCGGGUCGCCCUUCAUGGUGAACCCUUACCCCUACUUCAGCUACCGGCCGGAGACGCUCAACUACGCGCUCUUCCGCCCCAACAGCGGCAUCUACGACCCGGCAACGAAGCUCAACUACACCAGCAUGCUGGACGCCCAGAUGGACGCAAUCUACACCGCCAUGAAGAAGCUCGGGUACGGAGACGUCGACAUCGCCGUCGGGGAGGCCGGGUGGCCCACCCAGGCGGAGCCCGGGCAGAUUGGCGUCGGGGUGCAGGAGGCGAGGGACUUCAACGAGGGCAUGAUUCGGGUGUGCAGCAGCGGCAAGGGCACGCCGCUGAUGCCCAACAGGACAUUCGAGACCUACCUCUUCUCCCUCUUCGACGAGAACCAGAAACCAGGGCCAAUCGCCGAAAGGCACUUUGGCCUCUUCAACCCGGACUUCACGCCCGUCUACGACCUCGGACUUCUCCGGGACGGCGCGUCUGUGGCUCCAACCCCUUCGCCAAAUCCAUCGCCCAAUCCGAGCCCCAAGCCCUCGCCGUCGGGAGGCGGGAAGUGGUGCGUCGCCAAGGACGGCGCCAACGGGACGGACCUGCAGAACAACAUCAACUAUGCCUGCGGCUUCGUAGACUGCAAGCCCAUACAGAGCGGCGGCGCGUGCUUCAGCCCCAACAGCUUGCAGUCUCAUGCCUCGUACGUGAUGAACGCCUACUACCAGGCCAACGGCCACACCGACUUGGCGUGCGACUUCAAGGGCACCGGCGUCGUCACCUCCAGCGACCCCAGUAAGGGGGUUGCAAGUACGUCUCCUGACGGUACGCAGCAAGCCACGGCAGUACGAGGGCAGGGGGCCCAGCCUCCAGCCCACUACCAUCUCCAGCUCGGAGCCGCGGUGGCGGCAGCGACGCAGGACUGCUCAUACUGCCGGGCUUGCGCCAUAUUCUUCUAUACUCGUGUCUGA
Messenger RNA from Triticum turgidum subsp. durum (durum wheat), 1536 nucleotides. Lineage: Eukaryota; Viridiplantae; Streptophyta; Magnoliopsida; Poales; Poaceae. The record is from the annotation of a GenBank genome assembly.